CGCUUGCUCGCUCAGUUCAAUUCUCAUUUCGCUUUUUAUCACAGCCCACUGGAGCCUGCACUGAGGAAUUAUCUGCUGUCAGGACCCGCGCCUGCACCAGGGCGAUAGGGAGAGACGGAGCCAAGGAGCCAGGCUCAGGCCACCGCAAGGUGAGGGUGCCGCCGUGCCGGAGAGGAGGAGACUCGCAACUCGCCGAUGGCGUCCUCCGCCAUGCAGAUCCUCGCCUUUGCCCUGGCGCUGCUGGGCGUCCUGGGCGCCACUGUGGCCACGCUGCUGCCCAACUGGAAGGUGAGUGCCGACGUGGGCUCCAACAUCAUGACUGCCAUCUCCCAGAUGCAGGGGCUGUGGAUGGACUGCACCUGGUACAGCACCGGCGUGUUCAGCUGCACCUUGAAGUACUCCGUGCUGUCGCUGCCCGCCUACCUGCAGACCGCCCGGACGACAAUGGUUCUGUCGUGCAUGAUGGCUUGCCUUGGCCUCUGUCUCGCUGCCCUGGGGCUCAAAUGUACCCGCUGGGGGGGCAGUCACCGGGCAAAGGGACACGCGGCCAUCGGGGCGGGGGGUUGCUUCAUCUUGGCUGGCAUCCUCUGCUUGGUGCCCGCUUCCUGGUUCACCAACGAGGUAAUCACUACCUUCCUGGACUCCAACGUACCCGAGAGCAGUAAAUACGAACCUGGGGGGGCCGUGUACGUGACCUUUGUCUCUGCCGGCCUACUGCUGGCCGGUGGGGUCAUCUUUUGUUUGUCGUGUCCCGGGAAAAGAGAGGGGCAGUUGGAUUAUACGUCGACAUCCACCUCUACCACCUUUCCUGACAAACUACUGCAGCAGCAGAUAAACCAGGAGCAAAUACAGCGCGACCAGCUCCAGCGUGACCUGAUACUGCGGGAGCAACUGCAACGGGGGCAGAAGGACUUUGAACAGCAGACGUCGCCUAAUGAGCAGUCAAGCCGCGAGCAGCUUCAAUGGAGUGACAAAGGGCCCCAGGAUGAGGCCCACGAAGCUGACGAAAUCCAGCAGGAGGAGCCUCUACAGGAGAAGCCUCUACAUGAAGACAAGGGAACGCAACAGUUCUACUCUCCAUCCAGAGUCCCUCCAAAAGACGCCCGGGCAGGCUACAGCCUGCAGGACUAUGUUUAAUAUGUUUUAUCCCUAAACCCCGCUAUUGUUAGUGGGGUGGAGGGAGAAUCCUGAGGCCAAUCUACUGGCUGCCUUUGUGAGAGGGAGAGAGUGGAGGAGAGAAAAAAAAGGGUGAGGAAGGAGGAAGGUAAUGACUUUGACAGCCUUAUCGCCUCCUCUCAUCUCUUCUCUCUUGCUACUGCAAGCGCGAGCAGUAAAGGUAUUCCCAAAGUCUUGGAGAAAGGCAGCUUGUGGAUCCAGAAUCCUGGGGUAAAUGCCUCCUUGACUGCUGCUGUGGUGGGCGGAAAGACACAAGGGUAGGGUAAGGGUAGGGUAGAGGAGAGGUGUCAUAAAAAUGCACACGUGCAGCACAAGUAUUGUAUAUCCUGUGACAAGUUCCUUUAGAAACGGACGCGGAGGCUUUUCCAUACCAAAGUGUUUCAAUGGGAAAACAUUGCUGAUGAUAAUUAGCUUCUAAUAAAAUGACAUCGUUACUUUUGCAUAGUAAGUUACCCACUGGGCACACACUGGUUGAAUAAACAUUGUUUCCAUGUCAUUUCAAUGAAAUUACGUUGAACCAACUUGGAAUAGACGUUUAAUUGAGUAGCGUCGAUGUGUCUGAAAAGCGAAGAUGUUCUUUGCAAGCUUGCAUCUCUUCGACCCCAUUUGCCUUGUGAGAUUAAAAUAAUCAUACUCAAUCCUAUUUUCAAAAGACAAACAGACUGAUUGAUAUUCAGCCUUCUUAGCAUGCUUGUUAAAUAAUGCAGCUCGUUAAAUGAUCUGUAGCUUGUUAAAUAAUGCAGUGGAAUGGAGAGUAGUUACCAAAACGAAGCUACCAAAGCAUGUGCCUAAAAUGUGUUUGUAGAACUUCAACUGUUUGUAAAGGAGAAUUACAGAAGACUAAAGAAAUGAAAAGGGAGUUCAGAUUCCCACCAAUACCACACACACACAUCCAGUCCAUCUUGGAGGAGCAUAAGGUACAUGGCACCAGGGCAGACUUAGUGAUUUGGAGGCCCCAGGCAGAGGCCAGUCUGAGCUCCUCUCCUGUCAUUUUAACUGGAAAAAUGUAUGACAUUUUAAUGUGCGAUGAACACAACCAGUCAUGAUGUUUCCAUCUGAUUGUCAAAACAAAUCGCUUAGUAGGGUCCAUUCGCACGUUCAUCCAAAAUAAUUCCAGCAUCCGAAAAGUGCACAGUGCGCACACCAACUUUCCUUUAAAUUAGCAAGUGGCUAAAACGAUCUCACCAGAGAAAGCGUCCGAGCGAACAAAACAGCACCCCUCUGUCUUACAAAAAGAGUAUGACAUUCCAAUCUUUUUAUCCUGGCAAAAUCAGAUACAGUGUCUAUAGAAAGACGACAACCCCUCGGAUUUCUGUUACAAAGUCGGAUUAUAAUGGAUGUAAUUGUUGACAAAUCAAAUCAACACAAAAUGCUCUGUAAUUUUUUAUUACAUAAAAUGUAAACACUAAUAUUGCUUGAUUUUUCCUGUGCUUAGCUCCAUCCCGUUUCUUUUCAUCCUGAAAAACUCCCCAGAUGUCAAGCAUACCCAUACCAUGAUGCA
Messenger RNA from Oncorhynchus kisutch (coho salmon), 2677 nucleotides. RefSeq names its product claudin-20-like. Lineage: Eukaryota; Metazoa; Chordata; Actinopteri; Salmoniformes; Salmonidae. Gene Ontology annotation, molecular function: structural molecule activity. Gene Ontology annotation, cellular component: membrane; bicellular tight junction. The coding region runs from base 196 to 1137 and encodes 313 amino acids. The transcript has a single exon. The record is from RefSeq and is a predicted model, not a curated record.